Daldinia loculata is the source of this 1879-nucleotide messenger RNA. Its product is annotated as D-galacturonic acid reductase. Bases 418 to 1713 code for a protein of 431 amino acids. Gene Ontology annotation, cellular component: cytoplasm. The record is from RefSeq and is a predicted model, not a curated record. Gene Ontology annotation, molecular function: nucleotide binding; oxidoreductase activity. Gene Ontology annotation, biological process: NADPH regeneration. The transcript is spliced from 3 exons. Lineage: Eukaryota; Fungi; Ascomycota; Sordariomycetes; Xylariales; Hypoxylaceae.
GUUCUAGUAAAUAGACGUAGUUACCUAAUACCCUGCAAUGACGGCCUACCUUUCCUAUUCAUUCUCAAUUUGAUACACCUCGGACGGUUACAUUAGGUACUAGCACUACGUCGGACCCUAAACAUUUAUUUCUCCAACUGCCCCUCAAUUUUUCCGUCCAUGGUUUCUCUUUAGGUUGGGGUAGGUAUGGUAUCUUAAGCUUAACAAGACAUUCGUAACUAAGAUACCGAAGUAGGAGGUAGUUACAUGAACCCAAGUUUAUAAGGCUGUGUGAAUUAUACAAGAAUCCGCCCCUUCUCAUCUUGAUCUGUCUUCUUAUUUUAUUUGGCUGUCCCAAGGUUUCUCUUGGAUCUCUGGGUAUCUCAUAACUGCACACCUUUAUUCAACCUCCUCUGACCUGCAGGACAAACCAUCAAAAUGGCAGCAGAAGUAAUCAAGUCGGCUAUUGCACCGACAAACUCCCCUUCGCCACUAAAUGUGUUGAUGGUCGGAACAGGGGAAUAUACCACUGGGUUUGUCGGUGGUGGUGCUUCAGGGUCGGAUAAGAAGGUAGGAGUCGUCGGCUUGACUCUAUUUGAUCUCCGAAGGAGGGGAAAGGUGGCUAAACUGAGCAUGGUGGGAACAAAUGGGACUAAAUUCCCAGCUAUCAGACAACAUCUUGAUGCUAAUAUCUCUAAAAUCUACAAUGGCUUGGACUGCUCCUUCGACUCUUACCCGGCGAACGAAGUCAAGGACCCCGAUGCUUACAAGGCUGCUAUUGAUGCCUUGAAACCAGGUGACGCCAUUACUAUAUUCACCCCAGACACGACGCACUAUCCAAUCGCUCUAUACGCAAUUGAGCGCGGAAUACAUGUCUUGAUAACCAAGCCUGCUGUGAAGACAUUAGAACACCACCAAGGCCUAAUAGAGGCUGCUAAGAAGCACAAUGUAUAUGUUUACAUCGAGCAUCAUAAGCGAUUUGAUCCAGCGUACUCAGACGCCAGAUUCAAGGCGCAGAAGCUCGGCGACUUCAACUAUUUUUAUAGUUACAUGUCGCAACCAAAGUCUCAACUGGAAACCUUCAAGGCCUGGGCUGGUGUCGACUCGGAUAUCUCGUACUAUCUUAACAGCCACCACAUAGAUGUUUGCGACUCGAUGGUCUCACAGCUCGGAUUUGUUCCAAUAAAGGUCACGGCCUCAGCUGCGAAAGGUAUUGCUACUAGUCUUGGAUGCAAUGAGGCCACCGAGGACACCAUCACGGUUAUGGUUACCUGGCAGAAACAAGGUGACACAAGCAAAGUUGCCACGGGGGUUUACACGGCCUCGUGGACUGCACCACAGAAGGCCGGCGUACACUCCAACCAAUACUUCCACUACAUGGGAUCAAGUGGCGAGGUUCGUAUUAAUCAGGCUAAGCGUGGGUACGACGUCGCGGACGAUAGUGCCGGUCAGCUUGUGUGGUACAACCCAUUCUACAUGAAAUACGCACCCGACGAAGAGGGUAACUUCGGAGGCCAGACCGGAUACGGUUAUAUCUCCUUCGAGAAGUUUGUAGAUGGAUGCCGAGCGCUGAACUCAGGGGCACUCAAGCCCGCUGACCUGGAUGCGAGAGGACUUCCAACUCUAAACAACACAAUUGCUACGACAGCCAUCCUAGAGGCCGGCCGGCGUAGUAUAGACGAGGACAGGGAGAUUAAGAUUGAAAUCAAGGAUGGCCUCUGGAAAUUGGUAUAAACCCUUAACUAUGAGACAGUAUCUCAACGCUGGGUCCUAGGAUUUUUCUUUCCAAGCAAUGGAAUUCAAUAGUCUUCAUCUAUGCUCAUUAAUAUAAUUGAGUUAGUAUCCAAAGUUGAUUAUGGGAGACUGACCGUAAUUUUCGUUUUUUAUCUUCAUUUUUUUU